Molecule: messenger RNA, 839 nt
Organism: Saccoglossus kowalevskii
Lineage: Eukaryota; Metazoa; Hemichordata; Enteropneusta; Harrimaniidae
Product: complement receptor type 2-like
Molecular function (GO): protein binding
Source: RefSeq, a predicted model, not a curated record
CAUCAAGACUGUUAUGUGGUGAUGAAGUCUGCUCUGAAGAUGAAGUAUGCAUUGAUAAUCAGUGUCGGUGUUUACCUCCUGCUUACUGUUCCAAUGAAAGACAACUUGUAUGUGGUUCAGAUGGAAAUACCUAUGGGAACAUGUGCCGCUUAAAUGCUACUAGGUGUUUCUAUGGAACAGAUAUUGAAAAAGUAUCUGAUGGAAUGUGUCCAGAUUAUUCAUGUGAGACACAUGACUGCAACAAUGAUGAAGAGUGUUUUAUAAAUGAAAAUGAUGAACCAGAUUGUCGAUGCAAAGAUUACUGUGAUGAUGACUUUGAUCCUGUCUGUGCUACUGAUGGGAUUCUUUACGAUAACAGAUGUAAAUUUCGUGUACAUAGAUGUAGGACUGAUGAAGAUAUUGCAAUUGAUGACACAGGAUCAAGUUGUGAACCAGAACAAGAAGAUGUUGAUGAUUCAUGUACAAGAUCAUGUAGUCCAGAUACUGUAUCCGUUGCAUGUCAGCGUGUUGUGGAUCAGGAAUGUUUUGUUUUAAUUGGAAUACUUGAUACUAAGUAUGAAGAUAAUAGCCAAACCUUUUACGAAAUUAAUGUGACGCAAGCAGUUGGACACCAAAAACCUCCUGUUAAUGGAUCUCCUGUGUAUCUUUAUGGACCAUCUAGAAAAGAUGAUGGGUGUCUUUGUCCGCCAAUAGAAGAGAUAAAUAACAUGUAUGUUAUAUUUGGGUCAAAAGAUAACUUCAGAUUUAUUGUUGAAAACUACAAUUUUGCAGCUAUAUUAGAUGAAGAUAUGUCAGAGCAAUUGAAGAGAGAAUGUGCUAUAUACUUUAGCAGUAAUUAA